Molecule: messenger RNA, 1900 nt
Organism: Dermacentor andersoni
Lineage: Eukaryota; Metazoa; Arthropoda; Arachnida; Ixodida; Ixodidae
Source: RefSeq, a predicted model, not a curated record
GCCUAGUGUCCUAUAUGUAGGACACUGAAAUUUUUCAAAUAACUCGAAAAUUUUUUUUUGUCAAAAAGCUAGCGCCCCCUAGGGGGUGUUUCUGAGGCUAUGGCCUUCUCGCGUGCAAGUCUUGGUUAGCGUGGGAGCACAGCUCGCCACGUGCUUGCAGUUUCAAAAUCGGCGUUCCGCGUGAGCUUCGACGAACGCCAUGCCGAGAAAGAAAAUUCAGAAGAUUCCCUGCAGUUCAUUUUACCGCAGAAGAGAUCCGCAAACGCUCAACGACAUUCUAAACCAGAUUGACGCUGGGGAAGAUGUACCGUCUACGGUGGCCAUUCUUCCGCCCGAAAAUCACGCGGCGGCAGUGACAGAUGAAGAAAGCGGCGAUGAAGAAUGCACCAGCAUGGACCAUCUGCCGGGGAGCGCUCUUCAUGCUGAAGUUCUGGACACUUGUUCAGAGUCAAGUGAGGACGAGAACGACCAGGAGCCACCAGCUAAGCAACAGAAACGACGUGUCAAGUGGGAUAAACGCGAUUUGAACGCGAGUUUCCCAACUCGCCACUCGUGUGAUUCAGACUCCGCUGAAGGAGCACCGCUAACUCCAGUAGAGGCAUUUGAAAAAUUUUUCGAUGAUGAAGUCAUCAACCUGCUUGUUGCAAACACCAACACCUAUGCACAACAGAAGAAUCGGUUGUUGAACGUGAACGCAGGUGAGAUGAGAUGUUUUCUCGGCAUUCUGCUUCUCAGUGGCUAUGUGCCGGUUCCAAGGUGUCGCAUGUUGUGGGAAAACUCACGUGAUUCUCAUAAUGAACUCGUCGCGAACUCUAUGAGGCGGGACCGAUUUGAAGCCAUUUUCACCAACCUACAUGUGGCUGACAACAACAACCUAGUACAAGAAGACAAAUUCACAAAACUGCGACCACUGUUUAGGCUCUUGAAUGAACGGUUUCUGUUGUAUGCUCCAUUACUAGACUGCUUCAGCAUUGAUGAAAGCAUGUGCGAGUACUUCGGAAAGCAUGGAUGCAAGCAGUUUAUGAAAGGGAAACCAAUCCGAUUUGGCUAUAAAUUGUGGUGCAUUUGCACCCCAUUGGGCUAUUUGCUUUCUGUUGAGCCCUACCAAGGGAGGUAUGGCGUCAAUGUGGAUGAUAAAAACAAGCUUGGUCUAGGAGGAUCUGUUGUUACAGAAAUGGUGUCCAGGUUGAAAGAAAGGCUUGAUUACUGUUUUCAUGUGUUCAUUGACAACUUCUUUUCAAGUCUCAAACUUGUUAGAAUGCUUUCGUCAAUGGGUGUCAAGUGCACAGGCACCGUGCGGGAGAACCGAAUAGAAAACUGUCCCAUCCUGACACAGAAAGAAAUGAAAAGCAAGAAUCGAGGCUUCUACGAUUACAAAGUCGACGCUGAAUCUGAAAUUAUUGUAUGUCGCUGGAAGGACAACAGCACAGUGACCGUCGUCUCAAAUGCUCACGGGGUCGAGCCAACACAAAUGGUGAAAAGAUAUUCGAGAGAAAGCAAGUCCAAAGUCACGGUGGAGCAGCCGUUCUUGAUUUCGAGCUAUAAUGGCAACAUGGGAGGAGUUGACAGACUAGACCAAAAUAUUUCAAAGUACCGCACAGCCAUUCGAGGAAAGAAGUGUUAUCACCUUGAGGUGCGCAACCUGAGGCCCGCACUCGUGGGCGGUAAGGACAGGCUUCCGAGAGAGGCGUUUCCUGGCGUAGUCUGCAACAUACCCUGUGCGGAUUGCGACUACGCAUACAUCGGUGACUCGGGCAACUUUAGACGGAGACUGAGGCAGCAUCAAAAUGAUGUCGAAAAGGAACGAACAGUUUCGAAUGCCCUUGCAGAGCACACGGAUGCAACGGGCCACAAGAUUGACUGGGUAGCUCAAGAAUUGUCGGCCAAGAAACAAAGCUGA